Molecule: messenger RNA, 2112 nt
Organism: Triticum turgidum subsp. durum (durum wheat)
Lineage: Eukaryota; Viridiplantae; Streptophyta; Magnoliopsida; Poales; Poaceae
Source: the annotation of a GenBank genome assembly
AUGGCGCGGGUGUCCAACCCUUGCCAUCCGGAUCUCCGGAUCUACGAGCCGAAUUUCGCUUCCGAGCAACCCCGGCUCAAGGAAGAGUCUAAGUCCAGAUCUUAUCUGCUGCAGAAAAUCCGCUCCUACUACGGCAAGGCGCAGAAGCUGCUCGGGCGCAGCCACCGCCUGCAGGGCCUCUGCGUCGGCCUCCUCGACCCGGCAUCCAACAUCGUGAUCAACAGUCUCAUCGAGCGCAAGCACGAGCGCGAGCGCGACCGCGACCAUAGAUCUACCACCUGCGAGGUUGUGGUAGAGGAUGACCUGAAGCGCCGGUCGCUUGACGGCAUGGUUGUCUUCCUCACCCGCUUAUUCCCCAACCUGUCGGAGGGCCUGGCCGUGCGCUACCUGCGACUCGCCAAGGCGGACGUCCUCAUUGCCGCCUGCAUCGUCGUGUCGGAUCAGUGCAUCGAGGGUUUCGAUGCCUCCGGCCCAGACGUCAUCAACAUGGCCCUCAGGUGCGCCGGGCUGGCCGCCAGGCACCCCGACGCCUACCGCUUCGUCUUCUCCUGGUGCAACAUCUCCAGCCGCAUAGACGACGCCCUGCGCCUCCUCGCCGCGUUGCACGAACCGCAAAGGUUGCGCCGCUCUGACGCCAUUAUUAAGCUCGUCCAUAUGCUUAACUAUGAACCGCCGUCCCGUGAAAGAGAUGUGUGGCUUGUGUGGCGGCUCGCAGAAGCUUCUUUUCGCCGUCGUCCCCGCAGCGCGCCGCAACUGCACACCAACUUGCUCAACCGGACGCUCCAGGACACCAUCCACGGGUACUACCUCCAGGCCCUUGCCCUGCUGCCACCAGGCUCUCGCUUCCACCGCAGCCUGAUUAAGGCCGGCUACUGCUACGGCCCGUUCGACCCCGUCUCCAACAUCAUCAUCAACACCAUCUGGUAUGAUGCCAAUUUCCCACCCUCCAUGAAACUCGAGCUGGAUGUCAUGGGCACGCGGAGCCUCCACAGGGUGGAGAACCGCUCCUUGUACGGCAUGGUCUCCUUCCUCUGCACACGUUACCAUGAACUUGAUUUCCAUCAAGCCGUGCGCUGCCUGCUCCAGGCAGAUGCCAACCUUGUGCUCGCUGAUCCCAACCUUGUGACUGAUACUAACCUUGUCUACGACUUUGGUAUCGUGAGAGAUGUGCUGAGGCAUGGACCAGCCUCUGCCUUUCGUUGCAAGCUCCAAACUCAAGCCCCCCCCAACACUGGUCUCACUGUAGGACACCCGGACACUGGUAUUGAGGAAGCCUUCUUGGCCGCCGCCACCGCGGCCUGUCACCCCAACCCAGACGCUCAAGCACAGCUUCUCACUUCUUGUUGCAAGGUGGACCCGAGUCCUGUCUUGUCUCUGCUGCCUAUUGACUCUCACAAGCUCUCCUUUCAAGAUUUAAGCCUGCUUGCCAGGUUUCUAUCUUGCAAUCCCCUCUAUGAGUAUGACAAGGCACUUCCACUUCCCCCAGUCCCCCUCAAAUGUUACCCACGUGCAGAGCUAGCGAGCCUGUAUACAGUCAUCUCCAAGGAGGUCAAUGCUCUGCUGAAUAAAUAUCAACAGAUGCCAAACGGGGAUCCCAAGUUCAAGCUUCAUAUGAUUUGUGUUGUGAAUGAUCGGGUCCGCGGCCCUGCUCCAUGGCCUCCUCAUCGCCAUGGCCACUCUCACGUCAACUUCGUGGCUACUUCCAAAAGCCCUGGUGGUGAAGCUCCUACUUUAUUUUUUGCUGAAAUUAAUGCUGACAACCGAAGCAUGUCCUUCUGUUGCCCUGUGGAUCUGCCGCCGCCAUGUGCUGCGCAAAUUCCUUGUAUUUACUGUGAAUCCAUGGGGACUCGAAUUGUGCAUCCGGUCGGGAUACACUUCACUGGGCGUGACUCGGAGUUUGAGAACAUGGCCUGUGAAAAAGACCCCCUUGGGUGUGUGUAUGCAACCAUGAGAAUCAUCAACCAUAGGCGUGGCAUGGCGGAGAGCGUCCAUGUUAACGUGAAAGAAGAUAGCCUCUAUGAUGGCAUGGAUGGGCACAAGAGUAAGUAUGACAUCGAGACGGGUUCCUUGAGCAUGAAAGAAUACGUGUUAUUGAUACCAGCUUUGAUAUGA